CUUUUUUUUUCCCUUUUUUUUUAUUUUGAUUUACUAAACAUUUGUUUGUAUGGUGGCCCACUCUUUCAUUUUAUCAUUACCACCAGCUCCAAGUGAAAAGUCCUAUAAAUUAGCUAUUCGGGCAAAUGACUUUUUUGAGCGUGAACUCUUUGAUGAUGCUAUAAUUGAAUAUACUAAAAUAUUACGAUUGUCUGAAGAUAGUUAUCAGGAUGAUGACAAAGAGUAUUUCGCGUUAAUUUAUUCUAAUAGAAGUGCAUGUUAUAUAAAAACAGGUGAAUACGAAAGAGCUAAACAAGAUGCAAUAAAAGUCAUCAAUUUGACUCAUCUUUGGUCAAAGGGUUAUUUUCGAUAUGGGGAAGCCCUCUUAAACUUGUCAUUUUAUGAUGAAGCUAUCGAGGCUUUUAAAAAAGCUAUUCAUAAAGAGCAAGACAUGAAAAAUGCAAAAGAAAUAUCACACUUUGUUGCAAGGGCUUUCAUUGAAAAAGACAAUUUUCUAAUGGGAAUCAAGAUUAUUCAACUCAUGCCUGGUCGUGAUGUUGCCAUCAAAAAAAAGGUGAUGAACCCUAUUCAAAUAAAAUUAUAUGAUUUAGCAGCACAUAUGAAGAAUAUAAUACAUAUUAUUGUCGAUUUGGAUAGUAAAAAGUGUAUUGUGAUAGAUCCUUGUUGGGACAUUGAUAGUAUAAUCAAGUUUGUUAAUGAACAAGGCUACAUAAUUGUCGCUAUUAUCGUUACGCACCACCAUUUUGACCAUAUUGGUGGAAGUCCACCAGCACCUUAUGAUACUUUACCUAUCAAGAUUUCAGGCUUAUCUACACUUUUAAAAAGGAUACCUUAUAUCAAAGCUUAUAUUCACCCUUUAGAGAUACCUUUUAUUAAAGAUAUACCAUCUAAUCGUUUAGUACCUACAACAACGACAGAUAUUACUAAUACAUUAACAAUUGGAAAAAUUCAUGUUGAAUUCCUACAUACUCCAGGUCAUACACCCGGUUCUCAGUCAUUACUAAUCAAUAAAUCAAGACUUAUCGCGGGUGAUACACUUUUAUGUCAUGGUCAUUGUGGUAGAACCGAUUUACCAGGUGGUAGCAGAAAGGCUAUGAAAAAUACAUUAAGACAUAUCUUAGGUAAUUUAGAUGAUCGAAUCAUUAUUUAUCCAGGCCAUAAUUAUGGAACGACUUGGUCGACUAUUGGAAUUGAAAGAGAUAAUGGUUGUCUAGGAGAUGAAUUAGUCGGGUUUGGUAUGCUUGUCUAAUUUUUCUUUUAUUUUUUUUAUUUUUAUUUUUUUUUUUAUUUUUUUUUAUUCGUCGUUAUAAUAAAAGCC
This is a messenger RNA of Cokeromyces recurvatus, 1318 nucleotides long. Its product is annotated as beta-lactamase-like protein. Bases 50 to 1249 code for a protein of 399 amino acids. Lineage: Eukaryota; Fungi; Mucoromycota; Mucoromycetes; Mucorales; Mucoraceae. The record is from RefSeq and is a predicted model, not a curated record. Gene Ontology annotation, molecular function: protein binding. The transcript is spliced from 3 exons.